This is a messenger RNA of Scatophagus argus, 4575 nucleotides long. RefSeq names its product ADAM metallopeptidase with thrombospondin type 1 motif, 2a (gene adamts2a). The coding region runs from base 79 to 4200 and encodes 1373 amino acids. The transcript is spliced from 25 exons. The record is from RefSeq and is a predicted model, not a curated record. Gene Ontology annotation, cellular component: extracellular matrix. Gene Ontology annotation, molecular function: metalloendopeptidase activity. Gene Ontology annotation, biological process: extracellular matrix organization; proteolysis. Lineage: Eukaryota; Metazoa; Chordata; Actinopteri; Scatophagidae.
GUCUGUUCGACAGUUCAGUCUGCACACAGCAGCUCUCAGUGCGUCUGUCUCUCACUGCCCGUCUGUCUCUCUGUCAGGAUGGACCAGUUCCAUUAUGGAUUAUUGAUUGUUGUGUUUUUGCUGUCGAUCAGCUGUUUACACUCCGUUUACAUUACUGACAGCACAGACUCUCUCCAUCAGGUCCUGUCGGAGUUCAGUGUCAUUCGUCCAAUCAGGACAAACUCAGAGGGGCGUUUCCUGUCAGCGUCGGUCUCCGGCCACCGCCUACAUCGGAACAAAAGACACGCCCGUUACACAGAAUACACGCCCACACCACAUCAGACUCCGCCCACUGACACCUCACAAAGGGGGCGGGGUUAUAUGCAUGAGGAGGCGGGGCUUUUCUACAACCUGACGGUGUUUGGUCAGGAGCUCCACGUGCGGCUGCGUCCAAACUCUCGUCUCGUUGCACCCGCCGCCACCAUGGUGUGGUGGGAGGAGUCAGGACGCAAACACUCCCAACCAAUAGAGGACACUGACUGCUUUUACACGGGAGAGGUGUCCAACAUGGAGGACACGUCUGUUGCCAUUAGCAACUGCGAUGGACUGGCCGGGAUGAUCCAGAUGGGGCACGAGGAGUUUUUCAUCGAGCCGUUGGAUCGACGAAGGGCAGGAGGAGGAGGAGAGGAGGAAGAGGAGGAGGAAGGGGGAGGAAGAAAACACGUUCUUUAUCGCUCCUCAGCCAUCAUCAAGAAACCACCGGCUGCCAAUCAAACUGCUGAUGACUUCAUCCGAGGUCCACUUUUAGGUUCUCUGAACUUGAACCAGAACGUGUUGCGGUCGAGAUCCGACUCAGCUCGACGACGGCGCUACAUUGAAGAGGCUGAACUCUUUAACAUUGAGGUUUUGCUGGCUGUGGAUUAUUCUGUUCUUCUUUUCCAUGGCCGUGAUCACAUUCAGAAAUAUCUUCUGACACUCAUGAACAUAGUUAACGAGAUCUAUCAGGAUCAUUCGCUGGGUGCCAACAUCAACGUCGUUCUGGUCAGAAUCGUCAUGCUGUCUGCACCAAAGUCCCAGGAGCUGAUCUCCGUGGGGAAUCCCCAGAAGAGUUUGGAGAACGUUUGUGGAUGGUCGUAUCUGCAGCACAGGGAGCAGAGUCAUGCCGAGCAGCACGACCACACCAUCUACCUGACCAGGCAGGAGUUCGGGCCCUCCGGCAUGCAGGGUUAUGCUCCAGUUACAGGAAUGUGUCACUUGCAUCGAAGUUGUGUCCUCGUCAUUGAGGACGGAUUUUCCUCAGCCUUCGUAGCUGCCCACGAAACAGGACACGUGUUGGGGAUGGAGCAUGACGGCGAGGCAAAUGCAUGUGCUGACGACGUGCCUUUGGGCAGCAUCAUGUCUCCACGGGUUCAGGCCACCUUUCAUCGAUACCACUGGUCUCGGUGCAGCUGGAUGGAGCUGCACAAGUACCUGCAUACCUACGACUGUCUCCGUGAUGACCCCUUUAACCACGACUGGCCAGCGCUACCUCAGUUGCCAGGGUUUCAGUACUCCAUGGACCAACAGUGUCGCUUUGACUUUGGACCAGGAUACAGUCUCUGUACUGCAUACCCAAACCACGAGCCUUGUAAACAGCUGUGGUGCAGCGACUACAACAACCCAUUUUACUGUAAGACCAAGAAAGGUCCGCCACUCGACGGGACAAAGUGUGGACCAGGGAAGCACUGUUUCAAGGGUUUCUGCAUGAAGCUGACCCCCGACAUGCUGAGACAAGAUGGCGGCUGGGGAUCAUGGAGUCCGUAUGGAAGCUGCUCCAGAACCUGUGGGGGCGGGGUCAGGUUUCGGGCCAGGCACUGUGACAACCCAGCUCCAGCCAAUGGGGGGCGCACCUGCUUUGGAAACAGCUAUGAGUUCCAGCUGUGCAGCCAAGACGAGUGUCCACCACUGACUGACUUCAGGGAGGAUCAGUGUAAAGUGUGGAAUCCAUUUUAUGAACACGAAGGAACCAAACAUCACUGGCUGCCUUACCAACACCCUGACCCUGAUGAGCGCUGUCGUCUGUACUGUCAGUCAAAGGAAACGGCUGCCGUGGUUUCCAUGAACAGAAUGGUGCAUGAUGGGACGCCGUGUUCCUACAGCGACGCCCACAGCGUCUGCGUCCGAGGAGAGUGUGAGCAUGUAGGAUGUGAUGGGCAAAUUGCUUCAGACCAGCAGGAGGAUCGAUGUGGUGUCUGUGGAGGAGAUAACUCCAGUUGUAAGAUCAUCAAAGGAAACUUCACCCGCAGCACCAAGAAAGAAGGUUACCUGAAGAUCCUCGAGAUCCCCAAAGGAGCCCGACACCUUUUGAUCCAGGAGUUUAAAGGGACUCCUCACAUUCUGGCCGUGAAGAACCAGGAGACGGGUCACCUCUUCCUCAACGAUGAAGAUGAUCUCCCAGAAUCCCGAGUGGUGAUUGAGAUGGGUGUGGCGUGGGAGUACAGCAAUGCUGAGGAGCGGGAGUCUAUCCAGACCACAGGGCCACUGAAGUACAGUGUUCUGGUCAUGGUGAAUUCCCAUGGCGACUCCAAGGUCACAGUAUCCUAUAAGUACAUCAUCCAGGAUCGUCUUAGGUCCUCACUAGAGUCUAACCUGGUGCAGGAGGACGCCAUCUUCUACGAGUGGGCACUGAAGAAGUGGUCACACUGCUCCAAACCCUGCGGUGGAGGGAAACAGUACACAAGGUUCGGCUGCAGGAGGAAGGCUGAUGGGAAAAUGGUUCACAGGAUGUUUUGCUCCAACAUCAACAAACCAAGAGCUAUCAGCCGCAACUGCAACACCAAUGCUUGCAACUCGCCACGCUGGGUGACUGGGGAGUGGGAGGCCUGCAGCGCCUCCUGUGGACAGACAGGGUGGCAGCGUCGCUGGGUGAGCUGCCAGCAAACGACUGCCGUGGGACAGCAGCAGCAGCGCUCAGUAAACAGCAAACUCUGUGGUGAGGGCCGCCCAGAUGUGAAGCGAACCUGCAACCGCUUCCCCUGCCCAGCUUCCUGGCGAGCUGGGCCCUGGACCCCGUGUUCAGUAUCAUGUGGAAAUGGGACUCAGGAGCGCCAGGUUGCGUGUUCAAGCCCUGUGGAUUCAGCCCAUAACUGCAGUGGUCCUCAACCAAUCACAAACCGCACCUGCCAGGCCCUGUCCUGCAGUGGAGACCAGAAGAACUCCAUCAUUCAGUGGCUGUCCAGGUCCAGCUCGGGCUUCCCUGAUCCAAAGAUAUCCUCCAGGCAGCGUUGUCGCGCUGACCGCUCAGUGUUCUGCCGGAUGGAGGUGUUGAGCAGGUACUGCUCCAUUCCUGGGUACCGUCAGAUGUGCUGUAAGUCCUGCAGUAAGGAAAACAUCAGCAACUCCAGCAACUCCAACUUCAGCAGCACAAAUCCACCGACGUCCAACAGCAGUUCUUGGAGUUUAACCACAGAGAUGAUGACUUUAGCAUCCACCUCCUCCUGGUCUGACAGCAGGUACACCACCAGUGAUGUCAUGAGCACCUCACCUGUGAGCCUCACAGUAACUCCGCCCCCGACUAGCGAGAGCAGCACCGACUUUGUAUAUGUGGAGUACGAUGAUUAUGACGAUCACUCGUCCUACGAGGAUCCUUCUAUUCACUCUGAAACCCCUGAUGUAAUUCCAACUACUGCUACUAGUACAACUACUAGUACUACUACUACAACUACUACUACCAGACGUCCAAGGAAAACUGCUCCACCUCCUUUAUUGAAAAGGAAAUCUACCACUCUCACGCUGCCCCCUGCUACAGUCCCCAUAGUAACUGCUGAGGGUCCAAGUCCCACACUGGCACCAGUCAGGGCGUCUGCCAUCCCAGACUUCCCCACCACAGUGUCAGCUGAUCCUGAUGACAUCAUCGCUGCUUUAUCAUCACCAAACAGAACAUCAGCUCAGAGGAUCCUUCAAACUAAAAUUAAUGUGACAGAAACUGAACCAAUGCCAACAUCGUCAUCAUCCUUCUACCCUCUUGCUAAGAAGGAGAACAACUCAGUGGACGAGGUCCAGUAUCGGAUCGUGGGAUUGGACAGUGACACCAGGGGACAGCAGAACUACUUUGUGCCGCGGAUGCCGCGGUUCGGUGAGAGAACACAAAACAAACGCAUCCAGCAGCUUCUGAACGAGAAAAGGCGUCAGGAUCUUCUGAGGAGAUCCACCAGGACUGACAGGAAACAUGACGGAUUAUGAAAAUAUUCCUGCAGUGGUUUUAGUUUUAUUGUUUCCUCGUGAUGCCGCAUGUGCAGCUUGCUCACUUUGUGCUAACGCUAAUGAACUCUUAACGAGAAACAGAAACAGACCGCAGACCCGACCAACAGAACGAUUGAGUGAUGAUAAUUUUCCACCAGGUUGUCUCAACUCUCACCUUCAGGUUUACAGUCAGGUUUGCAGCAACACAGCAACACCAACUGUCCCUGAAUCCAGAACGAAGAACCCUGAAUUCUAGACCAGAAUGUGUAAAUGUUUAUUUUGCAUCUCAAAACUACUUUCUGUGGUUGGUUGGUUUCUACAUUCAUGAUGUUUGUACAAAUUAAUCUUGUGUCUAAAUAAAGUCUCAUUCAGCUG